AUGGCGAAACCUAUGAAACCAAUCGAUUUACGAAAAUUAGCGGCUAAUUUUGCUAAAGAAAAGUCCAAAGAAGAACGUUAUUGGCAACAAAAUGAUGCAAAGUUUCGUGCUGUACAUCAACGUUGUACAUCAUACGAUGAAUUUCGACAAAUAGUUGAUGCUGCACAUUUACGUCCACUUGAUCGCAAUGAAACAUUAACAUUAGAACGACGACCUGUUGGAUGGAAUCAACCAGCUGCUGCAAAUUCUGUUUCAUCAUCGAACAUACUAACUUCAUCGGAACCGAUUGUUAAUCAUCAAAUAGCAUUUUCAACACCAAAAAAUGUAACCGAGUUCAUGCAGCAAUGGCGUCGAAUUUCACCGGAUAUAAAACUUGAUUAUUUACGUCGAUUAAAAACUUCAGAAAAUAUUUUUCUAACAGAUAUUCCUGCAGAUCUCUUACAAGAAUUACCUUUACUAUAUCAAUCAAAUGCAUCAUAUAAUGAUGGUGAAAUCAUUUUAGAUGUUCUUGUAAAUUUAAGUAAAUCGAAACGCUUCGAAUUAGUUAAGGCUUUUUUAAAUGAUAAAGAUAAAUUUGAACUUGAUCUACUGUUUUCACGUCUGUGUUCAUUUGUUAAUUUACGUUUUUCUGUAUUUUUAUUAAGAAAUGUUUAUUUAUAA
This is a messenger RNA of Rotaria socialis, 660 nucleotides long. The record is from the annotation of a GenBank genome assembly. Lineage: Eukaryota; Metazoa; Rotifera; Eurotatoria; Philodinida; Philodinidae.